AUUCCUGAGCCUCAGAAUUAUCGCUGCCUAAGGUGUGGUCAACUAGACCACACUAUGAUUAUAGCCUAGCGCUUGCAUGUGGAGAUUAAUAUUAUAUUGCAAAACUUCUGCCACUGACUGACUGUCUAUUGUCUAAAGAAGCAGUGCAGAAAUGCCUCAGAAGAAGAAGAGGGGAGCGGAUGACCAGGAAUGGUUGGUUAUGCAGAAGAGAACCUUCACCAACUGGAUCAACGACAAGCUAGCUGUAUCUGAUCACAAGAUCACUGAUCUAGCCAAAGACCUCGAUGAUGGAACCAUCCUCAUUGAAUUGCUGCAGAAUCUGAGUGGGAAGAUAGUUCCUGAAAGGCAUCCUGGCAAACCCACUAAAGCGUCUCAUCGUAGCCAAAACCUCAGUGCAGCCUUCACAUUCAUGACUGAAGUGGAGAAAAUACCUAUCCUUGAUACAAAUCCCAGCCACAUUACCAAGCACAGCAUUAAGGACAUUCUAAACCUUGUGUGGCUAGUCAUAUCUCAUUACUCUUGGAGUGAGACAAUGGAUGAUGACUCGAGAGCCUUGCUAUUGGACUGGGUCAAUGCAGCACUACCAGACAAACACAUCACUGAUUUCACCACCUGUUGGAGCGACGGAGUUAAUCUCCUUGCAUUAGUCAAUUCUUGUCGACCAGGACUUGUCCCUGAUCUCUCCUCGAUAGACCCAACAUCUGGCCGUGAGAAUAUCACACUCGCUAUGAAACUUGCUAAGGACAAUUUUUUUAUUCCUCAAGUGAUGUCCCCUCAAGACCUUGCUGUAGACAGACCAGACGAACGUAGUGUCAUGACCUACUUGUCAUAUUUCAGUAGCCCCAAGUCAUCCCUUCACAAAGCUCUGUUUCUGUGGGUCAAGCAACAACUCCCAGAGGCUGUAGAUGUCACCAACCUGGGCAAGGACUGGGUAAAUGGCACAGCUCUAGGUGCCCUCGUUAACUCUCUCUCCUCUGGAGUUUUUACUGACUAUGAACAAUUUGAUAGUAGCCAAUGUAUUGAGAAUUGCCAAGCUGCACUGGACGCUGCAGAUACUCUAUUGGGAGCUAACAAAACACUUACUGCUCAACAGUUUGCAGAUCCUCACCUAAACCUCCUCCGCCGAUCUAGCUACCUCCUUCAACUUCAUGGGUCUACUCUCAAAGUGACUGUGGACAAUGUGCAUCGGCCCAGUGAGUAUGGGACAGGGCAGAUGAUGUGGGUGGACCUUGCACUGCCUGGAGGCAACCUUUCCAUGAUACAGAGCUCUGCUAGUGGACUCAACCUAGGAGCUUUGGAAACUGUCAAUGAGGAUUUAGAAAACGGCAUAUAUCGAGUGAGCAUUGAGACAGUGCAUCCUGAUGAAUACAGCCUCUCUCUGACUGUUGGUGGAUUGUCUGUAACUGGAUCUCCAUUCUCUUGCAGUCUGGCACCCCCUAGCCCACAAGCUGUGCAACACCUCAACACUGUACUCCCUCGUAAAGUGGGCAUACCAGUUAUUCUAUCCUUUGAUGUCUCCCACGCUGGACAAGGGGAACUAAGUGUGGAGGCAGUUGGAAAUCUCUCUGGCCCUACUCCAGUCACUGUCGACACUUCUGAUCCAGCUAGGCAAAAGGUCUCUUUUAUUCCAAUGCAGAGCGAAACGUUUUCUGUAAGAGUUAUGUUCAGCAAAGAGGAGGUAUCUGGCUCACCAUUCCAACUGCCUCUCGACAGCCUCAUCCAUCCCGAGACUAUCAAACUGAGUAUUCCUGUAGUGGAGGGGCCAGGAACACCUGUACUAGUCACUCUGGACUCAAGCAAAGCAGGAAAUGGACAAUUAGAGGCACACUGUACUGGCACCAAUAGUGGUGCAGUAGAUGUGACUGUAUCUCAACUGGACGACCACACGGAAAUCUCAUUCACUCCAGCUAUUGAAGACAUGUACUAUUUAUCAGUGGCAUUUGACGGUACUGAAGUAGUGGGUUCACCUCUGCGGAUUGACCUUUACCCCCAACCCCCUGUUGCAGCAAAAGUGGAACUAAGCAGUCCACCUUCAGGUGCUCUGGAAACUGGCUGCCCCAUAUCCAUUGGGUUUAACACCACCCAGGCUGGACAAGGGAUCAUGACUGCUACCUGCCAUGCACACACACAUGGUGACAUACCAAUACAAGUGGACCAAACAGCCAAACAUGACUACCAAAUCUCAUUCACACCACCCGAUGAAGAUGUGUACAAUAUACACGUACUAUGGUCUGAUAAACCAAUCAAAGGAUCUCCCUUCAAAUUGGACCUCAUUUCAAAGGACCACCCUCAACCUAACAACUGCAUUAUUCAAGGUGCCCCGUUGACCUCUGACCUCAUUCUCACGGACGAAGAGAUAACAUUUCAUGUGAGUACAGCCAACGCUGGGAAAGGGACGCUCACUGUUACCGUGGAUACCGGCCCUAACAAAGCGACCUCUAGUAAUGACACGAUAGGUCCUCAAGUGAUGGCAAGCUCUGAGAGUGAGCACACUGUGAGAUAUACACCAACACAAGAUGGAGACCUGACAAUGGAGGUGCUAUGGGCAGGAGAGCCAAUACCUGGAUCACCACUCUCCCUAGCAGUCAUCACACCACAAGUGUCUGCUCUAGGUAGCCCUGUCAUAGUUAACCUCAAGACUGUGUACAAGCGCAAACACCUCAAGGCCUACGCUAUCUCAAGACGUGGUGGAGCUCAACUUAAAGUCAAUAUGGAUAAAAUAGCGAGUGGUGACUACAAACUAAUCUUCCAGCCAUCUGAACCUGGAGUGUACCUAUUGCACGUGUCUACCAAGGACAAACCAAUACCUCACAGUCCCUUCAUCAUACGCUGUGUUGACUCUAGUAAUCCUGAGGCCAUCAAGAUCAGUGGACUAGUAGACGAGGCGAAAGUGGGACAGCCAAUGGAGUUUGUCAUUGAUGCUAAAGAUGCUGGAUAUGGUGACAUCACCGUGGCCCCUCUUGGCUCUAUGUACAGUGGAGACUCUGCCCUCACUACACGAGACGCUGAUGUGAGGUCAGUCUAUCUCAGGGACAACAAGGAUGGGACCUACUCGGCUGUGUUCACACCAGAGUCUGCAGGUGACACCAGUUUGGACAUUCGAUUUGGCGGUGCAGGAAUUCCUGGAAGUCCAUUUCCUGUCAACGUUCUCCAGAGGUCCGAACAAUCGCCCCCUCAAACUGAAAAAAAAAAGAAAUCCAAGAAAAGCAGCAAAGGCGGUGCUCUCAUUUCAGGUCUCAAUUUGGAGGACGAGAAAUUUAUGGUUGGUAAUGCUCACAAGUUCAAACUGCAUUGUGACGACCUUGGAGAGGGAGACUUGGAGGUGACAACUAAACCACACUCUGCUGCUGAUGUUCAAGUUACUCACGUUGCUGAAGAAAACUCGUACUGGGUAGAAAUAACUCCCAAGAAGCCAGGCAAGAACGAUAUUCUAGUCAAGUUUGAUGGUAGCCACAUUCUGGGCAGCCCGUUCCGUGUUCAGUUCAUGUCCCGUGGAGAUGCAGCCAAGUGCAUGAUGGUAGACACAUUACCAGAGUGCCAGCAAGAACUAAAGAAGCAAGUCUCAUUCUGCAUAUCUACCAAGGGAGCUGGCAAGGGCAAGAUCAGUGCUGCUGUCAAGAGCAUAGCCUCCAAGAGUGAUGUACCCUCUGAGGUGCUGCGUGUGUCUAAGCAUCACUAUCACGUCCUCUUCUCCCCAAGUGAUGGCCUCAACUAUCUCAUGAGUGUACGUUAUGAUGAGGUACAUAUCAAUGGCUCUCCCUAUAAGAUAGCUCUGGGAGAUGCGUCCCUGUGUACAGUGGAGGGGGAGGGUCUGGGCCUCUCUUGGUGUAGUCGCUGGAACACCUUCAGGAUCAAUGUGGCAGACGCUGGACCAGGAGAACUAUCAGUCACCAUCGAGAGAGACGAUCCAGAAGAAGAAGUAGACGGAAUGAGAACAGAGCAAAACAUAUCGAAUGUCAAUGACGACCAUUACGAGGUUUCCUAUCAACCAUUCUUUCCUGGCAAGUACUGGAUCACUGUCAAGUGGGGCAAUAUCAAUAUUCCAGGAAGCCCUUUUGAUGUGAGCUGUCUGCAACCAUUGAAGCCAGAGCAGUUCUCAGUGGACCCUGUGAUUGUGACCUACCAAGGCAAGCCAGCCGCACUCCUCGUGUCAUGUGACUCUAUUGUAGAGGAGGAAGACAAACUCACCAUCUCUAUACAUUCAAAACAAGAACAGAAGAUUCUCGGAGAAGUUGCUAAGAAUAUAGACAAUCAAUCCUACACUUGCACUGUGUCCCCUCCUGAACUAGAGAAGUACUUUGUGUACGUGUUGUGGGACGAACAGCACAUCACAGGCUCACCAUUUGAAGUCACUAAUAUCCUGCCCCCCACAGUCUCUGACUUCCCUGUGCACGCUCUAGCCUCUGAAGAUGGUGUUAUUGCCGUCAAUGUAUCUGGACCACCUUACUCCUUCCGUUAUGGAUCUCUGACUGCUAGCGUACAUGACUCUCAUAACUCAGCUCUUGACAUACCUGUCAACAUCAGGCAGAGCUCGGAUGAACAAUGUAGUGUGGACUUUAGGCCCCUGCAAGGUGGAGAAUAUAAGCUGAGCCUCCAGUACGAAUCUGAGCACAUAUCUGGAUCUCCAUUCCAACUUCUUUCAACGGACGCCUCUCUGUGCUAUGCUCGUGGCAAAGGCUUGAGCCAAUCCCGUGUGAAUGAGUGGGCCAAGUUCAGUGUCUUCACAGAGAAUGGAGGUCCUGGUGAGCUGCGUGUUGAGGUGGAGGGGGAGACUCAAGGAGAAGGGGACAUCCUACUCAACUCUCUUGUCACUGCCGCUAGUGAUACUCGAUAUGACGUCACCUAUUGUCCCAGUCUCACUGGACCAUACAAGAUCUCUGUGUUCUGGGACAUACAACACAUUCCAGGAAGCCCAUUCAACAUAUUUGCCUGUGACCCUAAUCGCUACUCCAUACCCAAACGUCCCUCAGAGGGAACCCUGGACAAGCCUAUCAAAGUGGGAGUCAAGGAGCUCACUACAGCACCAGAGUACGAGAUAUUGGAAGUGUUUGCAAGUACCAAGGAUCAUAUCAAGUAUCUGGGUGUGAUUGAGAAAGGAUCUGAUGGUGCGUACAUUUGUUCAGUGACUCCACCCAAAGUUGGCAAGUACAUGAUCCAUGUACAAUGCAAUGGGUUUGAGAUAAAUCAAAGUCCGUUCAAGGUCAAAGUCUACCCCCCGCCCAGGCCAGAGAAGGUAACUGUGGGGGGUCCUGGUCUCACUGAUGGGACACUGGGAGAGACUGGAAGCUUUGAAGUGAAUGUGGUCGAAGCUGGUCAUGGAUAUCUGAGCUUCAAGGUUCAGGGUCCUAAAGGAGGUUUCAAGAUACACCUACAAAGAGACAGCGAGGACAGUGACAAGAUUCUUGCGGAGUAUCACCCCACACACACUGGGGCUUAUAUUGUGAGCCUCCUCUGGGCAGGAGAGCACAUUCCUAACAGCCCCUUUAAUGUGACUGUGUCCGAGACUCCACCACCAUCGCAGCAAAUGAGUCAGCUGCAGGAGGCUCAAGUUGAGAACGAAUGAGAGGACAAAUAACAUUGUAACAUUGUAGAGAGAAUAUCGAUAUCCUUAUCAACAGUUAGUUAUUAGAAAGUGAUAGUGUAUAUAGUUUGCUGAACACAAAAUUUAUGUUUUUACUUGUCGACCACAAAUUGUUAAAUAUAAUUAUUAUAUAAUUGUC
Molecule: messenger RNA, 5720 nt
Organism: Halichondria panicea
Lineage: Eukaryota; Metazoa; Porifera; Demospongiae; Suberitida; Halichondriidae
Product: filamin-B-like
Exons: 6
Coding region: 152-5563 (1803 amino acids)
Biological process (GO): actin cytoskeleton organization
Molecular function (GO): actin filament binding
Source: RefSeq, a predicted model, not a curated record